Molecule: messenger RNA, 1197 nt
Organism: Emys orbicularis (European pond turtle)
Lineage: Eukaryota; Metazoa; Chordata; Testudines; Emydidae
Gene: FOXF1
Product: forkhead box F1
Exons: 2
Coding region: 1-1197 (398 amino acids)
Biological process (GO): regulation of transcription by RNA polymerase II; animal organ morphogenesis
Cellular component (GO): nucleus
Molecular function (GO): RNA polymerase II cis-regulatory region sequence-specific DNA binding; DNA-binding transcription factor activity, RNA polymerase II-specific
Source: RefSeq, a predicted model, not a curated record
AUGACUGCAGAGGUGCAGCAGGCUCCUUCCUCUCAGCCCCCUCCUCCCGCGGCGCACGGCGGCUGCAGCCUCAUGUCCUCCGCGCUGGAGAAGCAGCAGCAGCAGCAGGGCUCGGCCAUGGAGUCCGCCUCCUCCGCCGCCAGCAGCACCCCCGCGGGCGGCGGCAAAGCCAAGAAGAGCAACGCCGGGAUCCGGCGGCCGGAGAAGCCCCCUUACUCCUACAUCGCCCUGAUCGUCAUGGCCAUCCAGAGCUCGCCGUCCAAGCGCCUGACGCUGAGCGAGAUCUACCAGUUCCUGCAGAGCCGCUUUCCCUUCUUCCGCGGCUCCUACCAGGGCUGGAAGAACUCCGUGCGCCACAACCUCUCGCUCAACGAGUGCUUCAUCAAGCUGCCCAAGGGGCUGGGCCGCCCGGGCAAGGGCCACUACUGGACCAUCGACCCGGCCAGCGAGUUCAUGUUCGAGGAAGGCUCCUUCCGCAGGAGGCCCCGCGGCUUCAGGAGGAAAUGCCAAGCUCUCAAGCCCAUGUACAGCAUGAUGAACAGCCUGGGCUUCAACCACCUCUCCCCGGAGAGCUACAGCUUCCAGGGCACGGCCGGGGGCCUCUCCUGCGGCCCCAACAGCCUCGGCCUGGAUGGGGGCCUGGGCAUGAUGAACGGGCACUUGCCCAGCAACGUGGACAGCAUGGGCCUGGGGGGACACUCCGUGCCCCACCUGCCUGCCAACGGCGGGCACUCCUACAUGGGCAGCUGCACCGGCUCCUCCGGGGGCGACUACCCGCACCACGAGAGCUCCGUGCCGGCCUCCCCGCUGCUGGCCAGCGGCGGGGUGAUGGAGCCCCACUCGGUCUACUCCAGCUCGGCCUCGCCGUGGGCCCCUUCGGCCUCGGCCGCCUUGAACAGCGGGGCGCCCUACAUCAAGCAGCAGUCCUUGUCCCCCUGCAACCCCGCGGCCAACCCGCUCUCCUCCGGCCUCUCCACGCACUCCCUGGACCAGUCCUACCUGCACCAGAACAGCCACAACGCCGCAGAGCUGCAAGGAAUCCCUCGGUAUCAUUCCCAGUCUCCAAGCAUGUGUGACAGGAAAGAAUUUGUCUUCUCUUUCAACGCGAUGGCCUCUUCCUCGAUGCAUUCAGCAGGGAGUGGAUCUUACUAUCAUCAGCAAGUGACAUACCAAGACAUCAAGCCGUGUGUUAUGUGA